AGGGCACGGGCUCGAGCUCGUGGCGAGCCGGCUGGCGCCCGCGGCUCGAUGGCAUGGACCCGGGCGGCGCUGCGCCACUUGCCCAUGCCCCGGGCGGGCGGCCGAGCGGCUUCCGGCACAGGCGCACGGCGAAGGAGGUGUGGCGCUGCAAGAGGGCACACCGGACCGACUUGGCUCCCAACGCGUGGGGCCGGUACGGCUACGCGCACCGCCCGAGCCCCGCGCUGGCCCCCGAGCUGCCGCUGGGCGGCUCGCCCGCCAGCCUGCCGCUGCCUCGGGUGCGCUGGGGCGAGGUGGCCGCCGCGGAGUUCUUCGAGCGCUUCGCGCUGCCUGGCCGGCCGUGCAUAAUCGAGGGGGCCGUGGACGGGUGGCCCGCAAUGCACCGGGGCCCGGUAUCGAUUCUCUGCUCGCGCGGUGCGGCCAGGCAGAGUUCAAGGUCGGCGAGGACGACAAGGGGCGGAGGCUGCGGAUGAAGCUCAAGUACUUCGUCGACUACAUGCGCCACCAGCAGGACGACAGCCCCCUGUACCUCUUCGAGGGGGGGGUGGAGAGCGAGCCCGUGGCCCGCCAGCUGCUGGAGGACUUCGCCGUGCCAGAGGCCUUCCCGCACGACCUGUUCGACCUCGUCAACUCCAAGGCGAAGCCACCGCACAGGUGGUGGAGCAUAGGCCCCCGACGAUCCGGCACGUCCGUGCACAUCGACCCGCUGGGCACCAGCGCCUGGAACGCGGUCACGCACGGGCAGAAGCGUUGGGUGCUGUUCGAGCCGUCGGUUCCCAAGAGGCUCGCCAGGGGUGCCGACCUGAUCGACAAGGGGAGGGAGGACGACGAGGCCGUCAUGUACUUCGACUUUAUCUGCGGUGGCGGAUUCUGCCGCGGAUCAAGCGCAUGCACCCUGACGUUCGGGUCUACGAGGCCGUGCAGAACCCGGGCGAGGUCAUAUUCGUGCCCAGCGAGUGGUGGCACGGUGCUCUGAACAUGGAGGACACCGUGGCCGUGACGCAGAACUAUUGCGGCUACGACAACUUCGACCUCGUCUGGGCGCGCACCCGGCGCGACCGAGAGAAGCUGGCCUUCCUGUGGCUGAACAUGCGCAGGUUCGCCCCCGCCCUGCACGCGCGGGCCCUCCAGCUGAACCGGCGGGACGGCGCCCUCAUGCGCCACGAGCGUGACGGGCCCGACUUAAUCCUCGUCCUCGUCCGCGGGCAGCUCCUCGAGCGACUCGUCCAGCGACGAGGAGUGCCACCUGGACCUGGCGCGGGUGCACGCGCGGCCCGGCGGCGCGGGGGUGGUGCCGCCGUGGCUGCGCCGCCCGGCGCCCCCCUGGCCGGCCAAGGAGCGGCUGCCGCCCUGGCCGAGGCCCCCAGCGGCAGCCCCUCAGGCGUUGGCCACGGUGCCCGCCAGCCGGGGCCCGCCCGCCCUCGGCGCCGGGCAGCCGCCGCCCGCCCCCGCCGGGGAGAGGCGCCCGGCGGAGGGCGCCCGUGCCUGGGAGGCGUUCCGGGUGCCCCGCGGCGGGUGCGCGGCCCGGGCCCUCGCUUGCAGGACACCGGCUCGGCCGACUUCCUCGCGUGGACGGGCAUGGCGUUCUGAGAUCAGCGCGCGCGUGCCCGGGCUCCGAUCUCGCCGCGGCAUCGCCGCCUGAUACGCUGCAUUGCCAGCUCGACAGCAUCCCUCUUCUGAGUCAAGCCGCGUUCAUUGUUCAUUAUCGCUGUCUCCUUCAUAACCCCCAACGCGCGCAUUCGGCGCGUCUGGAUUGUCAAGACCCGCGUUCGGCGCGUCCCUCUGCAAUUUCGGCACGUAAUUGACGUGCUCGUUUUCUGUUAGCCGAUGUCUUUGGCUCGCGCGCGUUUUGCGCAUGGCUGUUUACGUUCGCUCGUAUGAUGGGGCGAAUCCCAGCUGUACGCUUGGGGCCCAGCGGUGGAUCAGGAGGG
Molecule: messenger RNA, 1931 nt
Organism: Prorocentrum cordatum
Lineage: Eukaryota; Dinophyceae; Prorocentrales; Prorocentraceae
Source: the annotation of a GenBank genome assembly